Messenger RNA from Acanthosepion pharaonis, 741 nucleotides. The record is from the annotation of a GenBank genome assembly. NCBI's taxonomy places the organism in Eukaryota, Metazoa, Mollusca, Cephalopoda, Sepiida, Sepiidae.
AUGUAUUGUGUGUGUUGUCCUCUCUCUCCCUCUCCCCCUCUCCUCUCCUCCCUCUCCCCUCUCCCCCUCCCCCUCUCCCUCUCUCUCCCCUCUCCCCCCUCUCCCCUCUCUCCUCUCCCCUCUCCUCUCUCCCCCCUCCCUCUCUCCCUCCCUCCCUCUCUCUCUCCCCUCCCUCUCUCUCCCUCCCCUCUCUCUCCCUCUCUCUCUCUCCCCUCCCCUCUCUCUCUCCCUCCCUCUCUCUCUCCUCCCUCUCUCCCCUCCCUCUCCUCUCCCUCUCUCUCUCUCCCUCCCUCUCUCUCUCCCCUCUCUCUCCCUCCCUCUCUCUCUCUCCUCUCUCCCUCCCUCUCUCUCUCUCCCUCUCUCCUCCCUCUCUCCCUCUCUCCCUCCCUCCCUCCCCUCUCUCUCUCUCUCCCUCCCUCUCUCUCCUCCCUAUCUCUCUUCCUCCUAUCUCUCCCUCUCUCCCCCUCUCUCCACUAUAUAUAUAUAUACACUAGCAGCAUUACCCCGUUGUGUGCAUCAUUCCUUUUCACUGUCUUCCAUUUUAUCUCUGUGAUUUUGCCAAUCUUGCAUCAUAUCUCUCUCUCUCUCUCUGACUUGCAUCAUAUCUCUCUCUCUCUCUCUGACUUGCAUCAUAUCUCUCUCUCUCUCUCUCUGACUUGCAUCAUAUCUCUCUCUCUCUCUCUGACUUGCAUCAUAUCUCUCUCUCUCUCUGACUUGCAUCAUAUCUCUCUCUCUCUCUGA